AUGUCAAGAAACAGUCUAGUUACUCCGGUUGAAAGAUCCAUUAAAAGUACCAUGCAAGUGAAAAAUCGUAAGAGGAAAGGGGUUGCUACAAGUGAAGACCAACAAGACAGUGAAAGCCACCCACGAUUCUUUGUAUGGAAGAGGAAUAACAAAUUCGGAAACCCAGCCUCAAGAAAUGUUUAUAAAAUCCCACAGAAAGUUAUAAGUGAGUGUUUGCAAUCCGGUCUAAGGCGUAUUCAGAUUGUUGAUUCGGAUGGUGGAGAAAGGUAUGAGGAAGAAAGUUCUAAAGACCCCUCAAAGGAUGGCGACCUUAAAAACCUUUCAAACUACUGUGUAUGGAAGAAGGAAGUAGAUGAUCCAGAAGUUGUUGAGAAAAACAUUCUGAAAAUUCCACAACAUGUUAUCAAUACCUACUCGUUGAUUCCGAUAAGUAGGAUCCAAUUGGUGGAUUGUGAUCAUGGUGAUAAGUAUGACUGUGAGCUUCAUACCACAAGGAGGGCCAACUCUGUUGAGAAGUAUAUCUGA
Messenger RNA from Vicia faba (fava bean), 525 nucleotides. NCBI's taxonomy places the organism in Eukaryota, Viridiplantae, Streptophyta, Magnoliopsida, Fabales, Fabaceae. The record is from the annotation of a GenBank genome assembly.